This is a messenger RNA of Opisthorchis viverrini, 618 nucleotides long. RefSeq lists its product as hypothetical. The transcript has 3 exons. Bases 1 to 618 code for a protein of 205 amino acids. NCBI's taxonomy places the organism in Eukaryota, Metazoa, Platyhelminthes, Trematoda, Opisthorchiida, Opisthorchiidae. The record is from RefSeq and is a predicted model, not a curated record.
AUGCCUAAAUCUGAAGUACACAUGAGUGUCUGUCAACAUGAGCAGGUAGGAAAUCAAGAGCCUCCAAAAGUUAAAAAGGGAAGUAAGAAGACGAAGAGAAGGGGAAAAGUAUCGAAAAGACGUGCUCAGAAGACCACGAAGCAAGUAGUGGAUAUACUUUCUCCGGCGGCAAUGGAGAAUCUACAGUAUAUCGCACACAAUGCACCGGCAGCCCUAAGUUUUCGAGGGUUUCCGUGGAAAGGAAAAAAGUUGCUGACGUGCCCGUACGGUCAACUGAUAAAGUCUUUUGUGGAUUGGUCAGACGACAUUCGUGUUGGGAUGACUAGAGUGACCGAAACACUAAUGGACGUGAUUUGUGCCAGCGAAUCGUUCGUGCAAGAUAUUCGCCUCAAAGGCGAUUCAGUUGCAAAGGAUGGAGACCAUGGAAAUUUGUUCCAUAGCGAAGAUUUCCACCACUAUCCCCGACCGAAACGCAUCACAACGUUUGGAUAUCUAAACCCCACUGACGUAACCACCAAAGAAAGUUCUGUUCGACUCUAUAAAAAAAUCCAUCUAUUGUCCCCCAAUGCGACUACAAACCAAAGCACAAAACGUCGUGAAUCCGGCGGACCCGGAUAG